GCAAGAAAUCCGAACGACAGAAGGCCUACCGAGAUGGGAAAAAUCAUCGUUUAUGAGCACGCCAACUUCCAGGGUUACUCCAGAGAAUUCACCAGCGAUGUUGCCAAUCUAAAAGCUGUAGAUUGGAAUGAUUGUAUCUCCUCAGUGAGAGUAAUUGGCCAGCCUUGGGUGGCUUAUGAGCACCACAACUAUACAGGCCAGUUAAUGGUAUUUGAGGAGGGAGAUCAUGGCUUUGUUGGUUGGCAGAUGAAUGAUACGAUCACUUCUCUGCAGUUGAUCACUGAGGAUCUGUGCAAUCCCCAGAUCACGCUCUAUGAACAUUCCCAAUACCAAGGGAAGAGCAGGGUGGUAAGAGAAGCAACCAACCUGGCUAGGGGGUACGACAAUGACACCGUAUCCUCUCACAAAGUCCAGAAAGGCGUCUGGCUGUUGUGCGAACACAGCGACGGAAGCGGUAUUCGUUACAUUGCGCGAGAACGUGAACACCUUCCACAUUACAGUGCAAUCAACUUAAAUGACAAGCUUUCGUUUCUGCGUCCCCUUCUCCCUGGCAGCUGCUAUUAGACAGCAAAUCCUGCAACGCCGAGGAAAGAUGCAGCUCCAGCAAGGAACCUGAGACCUAGAUUUCUGUCUGUGCUUGUAUUGCUUUUUUCCCCUGUGGCACAGAAAGGCUGAAUGGGAGAGCUC
Molecule: messenger RNA, 687 nt
Organism: Haliaeetus leucocephalus (bald eagle)
Lineage: Eukaryota; Metazoa; Chordata; Aves; Accipitriformes; Accipitridae
Product: epidermal differentiation-specific protein-like
Exons: 1
Coding region: 34-564 (176 amino acids)
Biological process (GO): visual perception; lens development in camera-type eye
Molecular function (GO): structural constituent of eye lens
Source: RefSeq, a predicted model, not a curated record